AUGGACCAGGGACGGUUGACGCACGAAACCGGCAUUGCCACUGCCAUCAAGAAUUUAAGUCCCCAGACCAAAAUCAUUGGUGUGGAGUCGGAAAAGUGUCCGAGUUUCACAAAAGCACUGGAAAACGGAGCCCCAAUCUACACCCCGAACAAGGAAACGCUGGCCGAUGGGUUGGCGGUGCCACAAGUUGGGUACAAUGCAUUUGCCACGACCGUGCCCCUGCUGGACAAGAUGAUAGUGGUCAAAGAGGAGUGGAUUGCCCUGGCCAUUCUGCGCCUGGUCGAGCUGGAGAAGUGUGUCGUCGAGGGUGCCGGAGCUUCCGGAUUGGCCGCUAUCCUGGCCGGUCACAUGGACGAGUUCAAAGGCAAGAGAGUUGUGCUGUUGGUUUGCGGUGGAAACAUUGACACGACGAUUUUCGGUCGUUGCCUGGAACGAGGCCUGGCCGCGGAAGGGCGCCUCCAGAGAUUCACAGUCCGUGUCAGCGAUGGUCCCGGCGGGGUGUCAAAGUUGUGCAACCUGCUGGCUGGGCUUGGUGUUUCCAUUAAAGAUAUAAUGCACGAUCGAGCUUUCAUUCGGGACGUACACAGCGUUGAGGUCAAAGUUAUCUGCGAAACACGUGACUGGCACCACACGAAGGAAAUGAGGAACCUGCUGCAGGAAACGUACGAAAAUGUGUGCUUUUUUAUAUGUAAAGUAAAUCUUUCCCAGUUCCUGAGGGGAACACCCUUAAAGAGUAUCGGGGCCGGCAUUUACAAAGCGGAUUCAGUGGCAGUUUCAUUCUCAACUUAA
Messenger RNA from Culex pipiens pallens (northern house mosquito), 789 nucleotides. Its product is annotated as L-threonine ammonia-lyase-like. NCBI's taxonomy places the organism in Eukaryota, Metazoa, Arthropoda, Insecta, Diptera, Culicidae. Gene Ontology annotation, molecular function: threonine deaminase activity; L-serine ammonia-lyase activity. Bases 1 to 789 code for a protein of 262 amino acids. The transcript has 6 exons. The record is from RefSeq and is a predicted model, not a curated record. Gene Ontology annotation, biological process: L-serine catabolic process; L-threonine catabolic process.